Carassius auratus (goldfish) is the source of this 7521-nucleotide messenger RNA. RefSeq names its product PH-interacting protein-like. Gene Ontology annotation, biological process: cytoskeleton organization; regulation of cell shape; regulation of transcription by RNA polymerase II. The transcript is spliced from 32 exons. Gene Ontology annotation, molecular function: protein binding. Gene Ontology annotation, cellular component: nucleus. The coding region runs from base 249 to 4994 and encodes 1581 amino acids. The record is from RefSeq and is a predicted model, not a curated record. Lineage: Eukaryota; Metazoa; Chordata; Actinopteri; Cypriniformes; Cyprinidae.
UGCAAAACACUUGACUAAAUUCUAGUGGAUUUUAUUUGGCUGCACGGAGACCAAACUUUCUAAAGAGAACUUCUGAAGGAAGGCUGAGUCUGAAAAUCAUUCUGACGUACAACACUGGCAGGAUCUGAGGGGUUACCGUGUGUGGUGUGUAUCCUCAGGGUUCGGACGACUGUUUGGUGAAGAUCUGGGCGACGGAUAAUGGGCGUUUGCUGGCGACACUGAGAGGUCAUGCGGCAGAGAUUUCGGACAUGGCUGUGAAUUAUGAGAACACCCUGCUGGCAGCCGGCAGCUGUGAUAAAAUGAUCAGAGUGUGGUGCCUGCAGACCUGCGCCCCGCUGGCAGUACUGGAGGGCCACGCGGCAUCCAUCACAUCAUUACAGUUUUCUCCUCUGUGCAGUGGUAAUAGGAGGUUCCUGUCCUCCACUGGAGCUGAUGGCACCAUCUGUUUCUGGCAGUGGGACGCACGCACGCUCAAAUUCGGGCAGCGACCCAGCAAAUUCAUCGAGCGGCCCAGACCAGGCGUGCAGAUGAUCUGUUCCUCUUUUAGUGCCGGUGGCAUGUUCCUGGCGACAGGCAGCACUGAUCACAUCAUUAGGGUUUAUUACUUUGGAGAUGGACAACCAGAGAAGAUAUCUGAGCUGGAGUCACACACUGAUAAAGUCGACAGCAUCCAGUUCUCCCAUGGUGGUGAUCGGUUUGUGAGUGGCAGUAGAGACGGCACAGCGCGGGUAUGGCAGCUGCAGCAACAGGACUGGCGAAGCAUUCUCCUGGACAUGGCCACUAAACUACCUGGCAAGUACAACCCUCCACCUUUAGAGGACAAAGUUACCAAACUGAAGGUUACUAUGGUGGCCUGGGACUGCAGUGACAGCACAGUCAUUACCGCUGCGAACAACUUGACAUUGAAAGUGUGGAACUCUUACACAGGGAACCUUAUUCAUGUGUUGAUGGGCCAUGAGGAUGAGGUGUUUGUGUUGGAGCCACAUCCGUUUGACUCUAGAGUGCUUUUCUCUGCUGGGCAUGAUGGGAACGCAAUCGUCUGGGAUCUGGCAAGAGGAGUCAAAAUACGCUCUUACUUUAACAUGAUCGAGGGUCAGGGCCAUGGUGCGGUCUUUGACUGUAAGUGCUCCCCAGAUGGGCAGCAUUUCGCUUGCACAGACUCCCACGGCCACCUGCUCAUCUUUGGUUUCGGCUCUAGCAGCAGAUAUGACAAAAUAGCAGAUCAGAUGUUCUUCCACACUGAUUAUCGGCCGCUUAUUCGUGACGCCCAUAACUUCGUGCUGGACGAACAGACCCAGCAGGCACCUCACCUAAUGCCACCGCCUUUCCUGGUGGAUGUGGAUGGGAAUCCUCACCCUCCACGCUACCAGAGACUGGUUCCAGGCAGAGAGAACUGUAGAGAGGAACAGCUCAUACCCCAGAUGGGGCUCACAUCAUCAGGGCUGAAUCAGGUGGUUAGUCAGCAGGCUCCAGAAGGCUCUAGUCCUCUUGAUAGUAUGAUCCAGAGACUACAGCAAGAGCAGGACCAGAGGCUGGGUUCUGACAGCAGAGCAAACAGAGGAUCUGUCAGUUCUCCCACAGAAGUCACUUCUCCACCCAAUGUGGGUCUGAGACGCAGUGGACAGAUCGAAGGUGUUCGCCAGAUGCACAGUAAUGCUCCACGCAGUGAGAUCGCCACUGAGAGAGACCUGGUAGCCUGGAGUCGACGGGUUCUUGUUCCUGAACUAUCACCAGCUGAAGCAUGUAAGCAGGAGAUCUGGCGUACAGCUAAAGGAGAGGAGGAAAUCAGCAUCUACAGAUCAGAAAGGAGGAGACGCAGCAUACACAGCCAGUACCACAGAGAAAACCGGCAUGCUAUAGAAAAUUCUGUAGAGGAGGGGCGUCGUUACCAGGGUAACCAGCAUAACUACCAUACACGAUUGGCCGUGGAGGAAACGAGUCGUCAGAGUGAACCCAACGAGGAAGAGCACAGUGCCUCUGAGGGUGAAACCGAAGCAAGACCUCCGAGCAGAGAAUCAUCAGAUGAGGAGAGAGAGGAAAAAGAACCCUGGCCUGAUGAUAACAGCAGCUCCAGCGAUUACUCCAGCGAUUACUCAGACUGGACAGCAGAUGCUGGAAUAAACCUCGAACCGCCCAAGAAGACAAGCAUGAAGAAAAAGAAGAAGAAUGCCAGCAGCUCAGAAGAAGAUGGAGAGAAGAAAAAAGACUCCAAGAAGGAGAGGAGAAAAGAAAAGCAAGACAAAGAUGGAGCACUACCAAAGAAGAAGAAGCCAAAGGAGAAACGAAAGAGAAUGCCUGAACUGCAGAACAAGGGUUUGACAUUAGAGGAAUGGCUGCCUUCUGCCUGGAUCACUGACACCAUGCCACGGAGAUGCCCCUUCACCCCACAGAUGGGUGAUGAGGUAUAUUAUUUUCGCCAAGGCCAUGAAGCUUAUGUGGAGAUGGCCAAAAAAAACAAGAUCUUCAGUAUAAAUCCUAAAAAACAGCCCUGGCAGAAGUUAGAGCUCAGGGAGCAGGAGCUGUUGAAGAUCGUGGGCAUUAAGUACGAGGUGGGUUUGCCGACUCUGUGCUGUCUGAAGCUGGCCUUCCUGGACCCAGACACUGGCAAACUGACAGGCGGCUCGUUCUCCAUGAAAUACCACGACAUGCCUGAUGUCAUCGACUUCCUGGUACUUCGGCAGCAGUUUGAUAAUGCAAGACAGAGGAACUGGAUGAUAGGUGAUCGUUUCCGGGCAGUGAUAGACGAUGCCUGGUGGUUUGGUACGAUUGAGAGUCAGGAGCCUUACCAGGCCGAAUAUCCAGACUCUCUCUUCCAGUGCUACAAUGUCUGCUGGGAUAAUGGAGAUACAGAAAAGAUGAGCCCAUGGGACAUGGAGGAGAUUCCCAAUGAAGCAGCUUUUCCUGACGAGUUAGGUCUGAGUGUGCCUCUGACUGAGGAGGAGCAGAAGGCCUUAUUGUACAAGCCCCUAGAAGGAGAGUGGGGCUCACGCACACGUGACCAAGAGUGUGAACGCAUCAUCAGGGGCAUCGACCAGCUUUGCACUUUGGAUGUGGCCGUACCAUUUGAACUGCCAGUGGACUUGCAGGCAUAUCCAACAUAUUGCACCGUAGUUGCUUACGUCACAGAUCUGAGCACCAUCCGACAAAGACUACAGAACCGUUUCUAUAGGCGAAUGUCAUCGUUGAUGUGGGAGGUUCGCUACAUCGAACACAACGCUCAAACCUUCAAUGAACCAGGCGCAUUCAUUGUUAAAACUGCCAAAUUCGUAUCUGACCUCAUGCUACAAUUUAUCAAGGACCAAAGCUGUACAGAUAUUAUUCCACUGUAUAACAGUAUGAAGAAAAACACUUUCUCAGAUUCAAGCGAUGAUGAAGAUGAGGAUGAAGAACAAGAGGCACCUUGUACAUCUAGCCGCAAUAAGAAGAGGCGGCAGCAGCAGCCAAUCCUGAGGAGUCUGCGCAGUAAACCAUCAUCAGACCCUCAGAGCUGGAAGGGGCGCUGCAGAGAGCUGCUGGAGCUUAUCUUUCAGUGUGAAGAUUCAGAGCCUUUUAGACAGCCUGUGGAUCUGGAGGAGUAUCCGGACUACUUGGACAUUGUGGACACUCCUAUGGACUUUGGGACUGUCUUGAACCGCCUGCUAGAAGGAGAGUAUGACACUCCCAUGGAUCUUUGUAAAGAUGUACGUCUCAUCUUCAGUAACUCCAAAGCCUAUACACCCAGCAAAAAGUCCAGGAUCUAUAGCAUGAGUCUGCGAUUGUCCGCUCUGUUUGAAGAGCAUAUCAGUUCGAUUCUGACCGAUUUUAAAGCUGCUCAAAGUCUGCACAGUGAGCGAUUCACCCGUCAGCGGCUGCACACUGAGCGUUUGACCAGACAGUCUGUGAAGAGGAGGAAGAGCUCUUCACCUUCAAGCUCCGCCUCUAGUCCAGAGAGGAAGCGACGGGUUUCGUCUCGCGCUCCUCCUCGAUCUAACAGUGCAGCUCCACCCACUCCUGCUGGACCUUCCCGGGCUCCUUCUUUAAGGCAAACACAUCCACAAAUCAACGGCAAGGCUGAGCCUCCUGUUGUCCCAGGUCGGACACGUAGCUCGGCCCGCUUUGGAACCCAGCCUGCAGAUGCAGCUUCUACACAGUCAGCUCCUCCCACUCCACCCAGCCACAGUAAGACAGCAGAGCCCUCCUCUAGAGUCCUACGCACCCAAAACUCUCACUCCAUCGGUGUCUCCAGAGAAACCAAGAGCUCUGCAGUUCCCCACACAAACGAGGGCGGGGCCAGAGAGUCUCGCAGGAAACUUCGGACACCUGUAAAACUCACACUAGGUCCAGUCAAUCCCAACUCUUCUCCUCAAAAUAGUUUGCAUUUGAAUGGCCAUAGUCAAGUGACUCUGGGAGUGGUACGAAGAGGUCGGGGCAGACCCAGAUUAGAUGCACAAAUACAAACGCCAGUAGUGGUACCGCCGCCCCCACUGUCCCAGGCCUCUGGAAAAAAGAGAGGGAGGAAAAGCAAGAAAGAGCUGGAGUCCCUACGAAGAAGCUCCUCCCACGAGGAGGAGAUUCUUCUGUCUACCGGUGAUGAGGGCGGGGCUUCUUCUACAGCCCAGGACAGUAGUCUUUCAGAUUCUGGCAUAGUGACUCCAGAGUGUUCGAAACCACGAGGUAGACCACGAGUCAUCAGGACGCCAGAUACCCCAGCUCCUUCAAGCCCCAAAGCACUCAGAAGGAGCAGUCGGCGUGGCAACGAAGAAACCACACCCCCGACACCAGGCCCCGCCCUAAGGGAGGAGCCUGACAUUUAUAUGGGAGAGGAUGAGAGCUCAAAAGGACAGAUGAGAACGCGUAACCAGGGUCGAAGGACAGCUUUCUAUAACGAAGAAGACUCUGAGGAAGAGCAAAGACAGCUUUUGUUCGAGGAUGCCUCGAUUACAUUCGGCACGUCCAGCAAAGGGAGAGUCCGCAAGCUCACAGAGAAGGCCAAAGCCAACCUUAUUGGCUGGUAACAAUGCCAACUUUGCAUGUCCUAUGCGACACAACCCCUUAUCCUCGCCCCACUGGAGAGGGGAAACCAUUCCUGCUGCUAUCAGAUUCAUGAUUAUCUGAAUCUUUCUUUCGGACUCUCUAAAUAGAUUCUUACGGUUUGAAUCUUUGACUCUUUUGGUGACUUCAAGAGUCACAGCCCCUUGAUAAAAUCCCCUGAUACAUUUUCUUCCACUGAAAAAUCACAGAUGCAGUUAAAUACUGAUUUUCAUAUGCACUAUUUCAAUGCCAGUGAAAAAAGGUACUUAUACAGUCUUAUGAAUCCAAAUACCUGAUUUCAUCUCUCAAGAAAGCACUUGUUUGAGUGUGUGCGAGUGUGAAAUAACUUAAGCUUUUACUCUGUCUUGUUUCUUUAAAGUGUUAAUUUUAUGCAUUGUUUUUACACGGCUGUUGCUAAGGGCAACAAAUCAAACACUUGUUCAGAAAAGAAAAUCUAUUUUUAACAGAUCAUUGUGGAAGUGGCAGUAAAGCAGUAGUGGAGUGCAGAAAAGGACCUCAUAAAUCACGUGUUGUCUUUUUAACGUCUUUCUCUGCAAGUCAACAUCAGUGGCAGUGGUAAUUCACGUAUGUUUUUAUAUAAUUAGCAAUACCUUGUGCCUUUUCAUACAUUCAGUACAUUCUGGUUCCCAAGUUAUGAGAGAGAGUGUGUUCGAUGCUUUAUUGCAUUGAUAUAUCCAGUACAAAUGUGUGUUAUUGAUCUGUUGCUGGGAUAGAGGUUAGUGAGCAGCAUAUCUAGCCAUGACCACUGUGUGUUUGUGUGUGUGUGUGUGUGUGUGUGCGCACUCGCGUGUGUGUUGAGUUCAUGCAGUUGUUGAGGUGUGAUAGUGACAUCAUCACUCCAUGCCUGUUUUAUUUGGCUCCCUAUGAUCCCAAUGCACUGUGAUCCCCAACUAGAACCAUGACUUAUAAACAGUGGCCACAAAAAAAGUGUUUGGACACUUAAACCAGUUAAAAUGUGUGAAUGUCAUUGCAUUAGACUAGAGAAUAACAAAUGUUUUUUAUUUUUGCAAACAAAUGAUGGUAGAGAUUUUCUCAGAAAUAGCUUUUUUUUAUAUAUAUGGCUGAAAAUAUAUAUAUACAUUUGGAAAUUAUGUGACAUUAUAUUAAUGAUGAAUAAUUAGUCAUUUCAAAUUAUUAUUCAUGUUUUUUUUGUUUUUUUUAUCUAAAAAUGUAUGCAAGUGAAUGCAAAACAUUUGAACUGAUUUUAACAUGACUGUCGUCAAACAAGCAGCAUUUUCAUUUGGGUCUUUUUCUUCUUACCAAGGCUGUUUUUAUGAUUAAAAAUACAGUAAAAACAGAAAUAUUUUGAAAUGUAAAAAAAAUAAAAAAUUAAUAACUGUUUUCGAUUUGAAUAUAUAUUUAAAAACACAUUUAUUCCUGUGAUGGUAAAGGUGAAUUUCAGCAACUAUUAAUUCAGUUAUCCUUCGGAAAUCAUUGAAAUUGGCUAAUUUGUGUUCAAGAAACAUUUCUUCUUAUUAUUAUUAAUCAUUGAUAACUGUUGUGCUGCUUAGUAUUUUUGUGGAAGCUGUGAUACAGUUUUAAAAUUUCGAUGUUUGAUGAAUAAAAAAAGUUAAAAUAAACAGCAUUUACUUGAAAUAGAAAUCUAAUGUAACUAAAUUUCUUCACUGUCACCUGAUCCAUUUACUGAACAGAAGUAUUAAUGUCUUAAAAAAUAUAUUAUUUUAAAUAUAACAUUUGAAAGAUAGUAUACAAUUGUUUGUAACUACUUUGAUUAAUUUAUUAAAAACAUUUUGUUUAACUUUUAAUCAAGUGGUCAAAAGGUGAUUAUUCUAUUAGUUAUUUUAAAUUUUUUGGGGAUAUUCUCCAUAAGUUUAUGCAGGUGUCCUAACAGCAACCACAGUAAUUAAUCGCAUUAAACACCCCACAAUAAAUGCAUCCAACCAAUUUCUGUGAAGUAUUUUGCUUUUACGGUUGCUUUCUUCUAAAGUGCCUCUUAGUUUGAUAUUUUGAUAUUUAAUGCAAUGACAUUCAUAUUUUAAGGCAUUUUUUUAUAUGCAGAUGAUGCAUGUCUGAGACUCUCGAGUGUAUGUGAUGGCCAUUUCUGUGUGUGUGUUUAUGUACAAGCCCCGUGUUUUAUUGAGCUGGUGUUUAUAAUCUGUUGCUACAUGAAAACUGUAUUAUAUCUGACUCACGACCCCUCUAUUGCCACCAUACUGCACAGGAAGUGACAUCUCACGAACUGAUUGACAGGUUUUAGAGUGAAGAUCAAAGAUGGAUGCAUGUUAGUAUAUUCUCCGGGCUUUUAAAUCUGAAGGUACAGUCAUGUUUGUGGGGUCAGGGUCUUUUUUUCCCCCUCUCUGGUCUUAUAUCCUCAGACUGAGAGGCCUUUCUAUGUUAGUUUGUAUACUUUUAUAUAAAGGAAAAAGUGUAAAUAAAGACGUUAAAUAGAAUGUAUGUGUAGGGUGUACUGCUGUCACAUUAGUUCAUACUGAUAUUUUAAGGAAAUAAAACAUUUGUGUUUCCACAUAC